AUGGACACCCUACUUACCGAAUCUGGCCGACUUUUCCACUCCGGCCGGAUUGUCAUUAUUACUGUGGGCUUACCAGCGAGGGGCAAGACACAUAUAUCCGUAGCUCUGGCGCGCUAUCUUCGGUGGUUGGGCGUUAAGACCAGGAUCUUCCACCUUGGAGAUUACAGACGUGCCACUAUUCCAGUUGGCCAGGACAUCCCUGAUGAUUACUUCUUCGUGAACGCAUCUGCUUCCUCAGUACUUCUGAGACAAAAGAUUGUAAAACGGUGCCGGGAAGACAUAUAUCAAUUUCUGAAUGACGAAAAUGGCCAGAUAGCAAUAUAUGAUGCUGUUAACCCCUUGGCUUCAGGGCGACGAUCGCUUGCGAAGGAGUUCGCUAAGCAUGAUAUUGAGACCCUUUUUAUCGAGUCAUGGUGCGAUGAUGAGCGCAUUAUCGAAGAGAAUGUCCUCCGGGUGAAAAUAUCUUCACCUGACUGCCUCAUUUUGAACCUUGAGAUAUAUAUUAACCUGAAGCAGAUGAUCAAUGCUGGCGAAAGGCUGAUUGUUAACAAUCGAAGUUUUGGUUAUCUUUCCCAUCGGAUCGUUUUUUAUCUUCUCAACCUUCACAUAAAAUCUAGACAUACGUAUUUCGCACGGGCCGGGGUUUCCAUAGAGGCUGACUCUUACAAAGCUGAUGCUUCCUUGUCAGAACAAGGGGAGGACUAUGCUAAGAAAAUGACUGAAUGUCUACUGAGGCACAGAGAGUCCGAGAAGCAAGCAACAAUCGACCAAGGAGAGACAGACUAUGAGUUGAAACCAUUGACAGUUUGGACUUCCACCAGGCGUAGGACAAUCGAAACUGCAAAGUAUCUUUACGAGAAAGGAUACAAAGUCCGACAGAGAUCACAACUAAGCCAGUUGAACCCAGGUGUUUGCGAAAAGAUGUCAGAAAAGAAGAUUCGUGAAGAAUAUCCAGAUGAGGUAGCAAAGCAUGAACUGGAUCCUUAUCAUCAUAGGUACCCUCGGGCAGAGUCGUACCACGACCUUGCUGUGCGCCUUGAACCUAUAAUAUUAGAGCUUGAACGUGAGCAGAAUGAUCUCCUCAUUAUUGCACAUGAAAGUGUCCUAAGGGUUCUAUAUGGCUAUAUUAUGGCAUGUAAUGCCGCGGAUAUUCCAUUUCUAGAGUUCCCUCGAGACGAGAUAAUUGAGGAAAUCAUUCCUGGCUCUCCACAAGACAUCAAAAUACCUGUGCCCCCGAGUGGGGUCACCACCCCUUUGGUUGGAGGAUUAAGCAGUCCACAAGAAGGGUUUUCGACGCCACAAAGCGGACUUCGGACCCCUCGUGAGCCCGAGAGAAUAUCGCAGCAGCAUGUUGAGGACGUUGUUUGA
This is a messenger RNA of Aspergillus oryzae RIB40, 1368 nucleotides long. RefSeq names its product bifunctional fructose-2,6-bisphosphate 2-phosphatase/6-phosphofructo-2-kinase. The coding region runs from base 1 to 1368 and encodes 455 amino acids. The record is from RefSeq and is a predicted model, not a curated record. NCBI's taxonomy places the organism in Eukaryota, Fungi, Ascomycota, Eurotiomycetes, Eurotiales, Aspergillaceae. Gene Ontology annotation, cellular component: cytosol. Gene Ontology annotation, biological process: fructose metabolic process; fructose 2,6-bisphosphate metabolic process. Gene Ontology annotation, molecular function: ATP binding; 6-phosphofructo-2-kinase activity; fructose-2,6-bisphosphate 2-phosphatase activity. The transcript is spliced from 10 exons.